Molecule: messenger RNA, 798 nt
Organism: Amphibalanus amphitrite
Lineage: Eukaryota; Metazoa; Arthropoda; Thecostraca; Balanomorpha; Balanidae
Product: ATP synthase lipid-binding protein, mitochondrial-like
Exons: 3
Coding region: 125-517 (130 amino acids)
Biological process (GO): proton motive force-driven ATP synthesis; proton transmembrane transport
Molecular function (GO): proton transmembrane transporter activity
Source: RefSeq, a predicted model, not a curated record
CUUGGCUCUUCAAUUUUCGUUUGGUAGCCUGCCAUCUUCUUUUCAGCCUGCGGCCUUCUUGUCGCUGCCUCCUCUUCAAGCCGGUUUCACGGUGUAGCCGCAGACCACCCAAAACACACCAAACAUGUACGCCGCCUCCCGCUUCGUUCUCCCCGCGACCCGGGCCACCGUGCUGCGGCCUCUGAGCUCUGCGGCGUGGGCGCCCGUCAGCAGCCCCGUGACCGCGGCGCCGGCCGCCAGCCAGGCCGUGGUGCCCUACCGGUCCAUCCAGACCUCGGCAGUCUCGCGCGACAUCGACUCUGCGGCCAAGUUCAUCGGCGCCGGCGCGGCCACCGUCGGCUCGGCCGGCUCCGGAGCCGGAAUCGGCUCCGUGUUCGGCUCCCUCAUCAUCGGCUACGCGCGCAACCCGUCCCUGAAGCAGCAGCUCUUCUCGUACGCCAUCCUGGGAUUCGCCCUGUCCGAGGCCAUGGGUCUGUUCUGUUUGAUGAUGGCGUUCCUGCUGCUGUUCGCGUUCUAAGCGACCUCGGCUGAGAGGAGAGGAGACGGGGAGGGGAGCCGGCCGGUCGCGGCGCCGGAUCGGGGCCGCCGGCCGGGCGUGCCCCGAGCCCGACGCGCGGCUAGCGCCGAGAGACUGAACGGGGUCGUGUAGGGCCACCGCCUGGCUGGGUGUCGGAUACAUGUGAUUUGAAGCGUGUUUUGAGCGACCAGGUGAGCCGCACCGAAGGGGUGUCCGCCGCGAAAUGUGUGAGUGGGUGUCAACCGGCUAGAUAUACAAAUAUACACUUCUACACGACCAGA